This is a messenger RNA of Closterium sp. Naga37s-1, 834 nucleotides long. The record is from the annotation of a GenBank genome assembly. NCBI's taxonomy places the organism in Eukaryota, Viridiplantae, Streptophyta, Zygnematophyceae, Desmidiales, Closteriaceae.
AUGGCCACUCUUCGCACCGUGUUCAUCCUCGCCUUGGUCCUCGUCUCGCUCCCCGCACUCUAUGCCGCGUCCACGCCACUGCGGGGCGACGUCGCUGCUGGGGGAAGCGCGGGCGAGGACGCGGCGAGUUGGGGGCGCAAGCUGCUGGAAGCGAGCGGCGGUGACCUGGACGUGGGUGGCGAGGAGGAGGAGGUGGGGGAGGCGACGGACGACGGGCUGGACGAGGCGGUGCGGGUGCUGCUGAGCUGGAAGAAGAUCAAGAACGCGGCGAAUCAGGCGGCGAAGAGCGAGGCGGGGCAGAAGGCGGGAGGGUUGGUGAAGAAUGUGGUGAAGAAGGGCGGCAAGGAGGCGCUCACGGCUGCAGUCAACGCGUUCCGCAGCGGCAAGGGCGCCAAGGGUGCCCUGCAGGCGGGCGCUGGCUCUGAGCCACUGGAGGGGGGUAUUUCUCCCUGUGAUAUUCCAUGUCACCCCUUUGCAUCCCUGCGUCUGUCCUUGCCCUUCCACACCCAAGCAGCCCCUGCCAGUGAUGGUCGGGUUCCUGCAGGGCAACCCAGUGAGCCACUGGAGUGGGGGAGUAAACUUGUCAUAGCAACCCUCACCGCUUUGCACCCCUGCAUCCAUCCGUGCCCUUCUCUUCCCUCCUGCACAGCCCCUGCCAGUGAUGGUCGGGUUCCUGCAGGGCAACCCGAUGAGCCACUGGAGCGGGGGAGUCAACCUGUGCGCACAGUUCAACAAUCAUGCGCUUGUGUCUUUCACAGUGGAAGCCCCAUUCACCGCUCUGCACCCUACAUCCGUCCUCGCCUCCCCACCUUCCCAACAGCCGCUGCCAGUUAG